AUAUCAUUGACACAAGUGUUGGAGUGAUAUAGAUCAUAAUCAUAUAUAUUUUUUUUAAACAUUCAAUAUAAGUAUGUCAAUUGUAGAUUUGUUAAUAUUUACCGAAGGUGGGAAUCGAACUCAAGAUUAUCUUUAUAACUUCACUCUUCGAACUCAAGAACAUAGGCCGCCAGCCAACAAAUUAAUAGAUGUGUUUAUCAUUGGAGAUAUCGCUUUGGCAAUUCUUCUUUUCGUCGCAAUCCAUUAUUGGAGGCUCAACAGAAACACGCCCAUCACAAAAUGGCCUGUGCUUGGAAUGCUACCUGGUCUCUUACACAAUGUAUCCAACAUUCACAGUUAUAUAAACUUAACUUUGAAACAAAAUGGAGGAACAUUCAUUUUUGAAGGACCAUGGUUAACAAACAUGGACAUUGUUUUCACCGGUGAUCCCAUGAACGUGCAACACAUCACAAGCACAAAAUUCGCAAACUAUGGAAAAGGAAACGAUUUCAGAGAAAUUUUUGAAGUUCUUGGAGACGGAAUUUUCAGGUCUGAUUCCGAAAUUUGGAAGUACAAUAGAACACUACUUCAUUCAAUUUUCAAACAAGAAAGUUUUCAUGCAUUUAUUCAAAAAACAGUUGAGGAAAAAGUUUGUAGUUGUCUUCUUGUGUUUCUUGACAAUGCUUGUAAAGAAGGUGUACAAGUUGAUUUACAAGAUGUUUUUCAAAGAUUAACUUUUGACAACAUAUGUUCUGUAGUUUUAGGAUUUGAUCCUAGAUGUCUUUCUAUUGAUCUUCCUAAAAUUACAUGUGAGAGAGCCUUUACACAAGCAGAGGACACAUUGUUCAAUAGACAUGUAAAGCCAAGAUUCUUAUGGAAGUUGCAAAAAUGGUUUCAAGUUGGUGAAGAGAAACAAUUUAUAGAAAAUAAUAAAAUUGUUGAUAAAAUGUUGUAUUCAAAAAUCAAAUCUAAAAGAGAAAUGCAAGGAGAAAAAAAUUUUGAUUUGCUAAAUACUCUUAUGAAUGAAGUAGGAGAUGAAAAAAUUCCAAUAGAUGAUAAGUUUUUGAGAGACACGUCAAUUAAUCUACUUGCGGCCGGAAGAGACACUAUUAGUUCCGGCCUUACUUGGUUUUUUUGGUUAGUGGCAACACAUCCUUUGGUUGAAGCUAAGAUUCUUGAAGAGAUUAAACAAAAUUUACCAUCAAGAGAAAAUAAUUGGAAAGAUUUAGGGACAAAAGGACUUAGCAAGUUAAUUUAUCUACAUGGAGCUUUAUGUGAAGCAUUAAGGCUUUAUCCACCGGUUCCUUUUGAGCAUAAAUCUGCAUUGGAUUCCGAUGUGCUUCCUAGUGGACAUAAGAUUAAGUCCAAUGCAAUGAUAGUGUAUUCGCUAUACGCGGUUGGAAGGGUCGAGGAAAUAUGGGGAAAAGAUUGCUUGGAGUUUAAGCCAGAGAGAUGGAUUUCGAAGAAAGGAGGGAUAGUUCACGUACCGUCUUACAAGUUCAUUGCUUUUAAUGCUGGACCAAGGAGUUGUUUGGGAAAGGAUAUAAGCUUUAUUGAGAUGAAAAUUGUUGCUGCAGCAAUAUUGUCAAAUUAUCACAUUCAAGUAGUGGAAGAUCAUCCCAUAAUCCCAAGUGUUUCUGUUGUCCUACACAUGAAACAUGGCUUGAAGGUUAAUGUCAAAAAAAGAAGCAUUUGAUUUGAUGAUCAAGGGAAAUCUUCUGAAAAUAUCAUUACCAUGUUCAAAUGCUAUACAUAAUGUUUAUUUAGUUAUGAAUUCUAGAUAUACGCUAUGUUUGGUCAUUUUUUGUUUUUUUAUUCCUAGAAUUUCAUUUGUAUUGUAAAAUUAUUUGAUUAAUCUUAUAAAAAAAAAUUAUUUGAUUAA
Molecule: messenger RNA, 1861 nt
Organism: Trifolium pratense (red clover)
Lineage: Eukaryota; Viridiplantae; Streptophyta; Magnoliopsida; Fabales; Fabaceae
Product: alkane hydroxylase MAH1-like
Exons: 2
Coding region: 74-1675 (533 amino acids)
Molecular function (GO): heme binding; oxidoreductase activity, acting on paired donors, with incorporation or reduction of molecular oxygen; monooxygenase activity
Source: RefSeq, a predicted model, not a curated record